Molecule: messenger RNA, 583 nt
Organism: Orycteropus afer afer
Lineage: Eukaryota; Metazoa; Chordata; Mammalia; Tubulidentata; Orycteropodidae
Gene: NCBP2
Product: nuclear cap binding protein subunit 2
Biological process (GO): mRNA cis splicing, via spliceosome
Cellular component (GO): nuclear cap binding complex
Molecular function (GO): RNA cap binding
Source: RefSeq, a predicted model, not a curated record
CCGCAGUGUCCGUGUUCCCGGAUUCGCGGCGUCUUCGUCCACCUCUUUGCACUAUGUCCGGUGGCCUCCUGAAGGCGCUGCGCAGCGACUCCUACGUAGAACUGAGCCAGUACCGGGACCAGCACUUCCGGGGUGACAAUGAAGAACAGGAAAAAUUACUGAAGAAAAGCUGUACGCUAUAUGUUGGAAAUCUUUCCUUUUACACCACUGAAGAACAAAUCUAUGAACUCUUCAGCAAAAGUGGUGACAUAAAGAAAAUCAUUAUGGGCCUGGAUAAAAUGAAAAAAACAGCGUGUGGAUUCUGUUUUGUGGAAUACUAUUCAAGAGCAGAUGCAGAAAAUGCCAUGCGGUAUAUAAAUGGAACUCGUCUGGAUGACCGGAUCAUUCGCACUGACUGGGAUGCAGGCUUUAAGGAGGGCAGGCAGUAUGGCCGUGGGCGCUCUGGGGGCCAGGUACGAGAUGAGUAUCGACAGGACUAUGAUGCUGGAAGAGGUGGCUACGGAAAACUGGCACAAAACCAGUGAGUGAUGAGAGCCCCACCAGUGAAACACUCACUCCUUUGGCCUGUUGAAUUUGUUGAAGA